CGAUCGCUUACCCAACAUUCCAUAACCAUUUUUAUGCAAAUCACUUUCUAUUUGUUUGUUUUCUCUCUAUUUAUUUACUUACUCUAAACCCAAAACACAUAAACGCUUGUAAUCCAGCAUCGAUUCCUCAAAUCCCUCGCCAAUAAAUGUAAAUAAAUACAAGUAUCUGCUGUAACUAGCUAGUUCUUCUUCAACUGCGCGCUUAUUACUGUCUUGAAACACUCAAAGAGUAGCUUUUCUUUCUGUCUCUAUCUCUCACCGCUGUCCAUUUCUACCAGCCUUUUUGUUUACUCGUCACUUCAAGAAAGACUACUUCCCAUACACAUUUAUAUUCAAAUGUAUAUAUAACAUGCAUAGAUAUGAUGAUAUUCAUUUCAUAUAAUAACACCUUCUUCAUUCAUGGUAUACUUUACAGUAUUUCUUACGUAGUUAAUUGAGUGAAAGAAAAUGUCGUCGUCUUCGUUUUCCUCCUCGGAACGGGUUGACAGAAGAGUGAUGGGUUUCGAAGCAGGGCCGUCGUCUUCAUCUCGCAGCCGCCGGCGCGGCGGAAACGGCGUUUGGCCGGGCCCUUUCGUGGAGGCUUUAGCUUAUCAAGUCGCCGUUGACGCCGUUACCACCAACGGCCGUUUAGCCGCUGCCCCAGUUCUUGCCAGUCUGUUCCAGGUGUGUUCCACAUGGCAAGCAGUGUCACAUUCAAACCUUUUAUGGCACAACCUCACCGCCCGGAUAUGGAACCGCCGCCACCUCCUCCGCGACUCGUGGCGGCACGAGUUUAUAUUUUGGCAUCAAACGGCGAAUAAUUUCCGAAUGGGCCGAUACAUUUACAGCACCCUCCAUUUUAUACCGCCCAACAACGGCAGCAACGACGGGCUUUCGUGCCGCCGUCUCUCACUCUCUGACCACCACCUCGCCGCCGGGUUUUCCGAUGGAUCGGUUCGGCUGUUCUACAUCCCCACACGGCUCCACCUCUCCACGUUCCACCCGCACCACCGUGACCGCCUCGGUCGGUUCUCCUGCGCUGUGUCCGGGAUCAUUUUAACGGAUUCGAAGCUCGUCUUUGCCUCCCUCGACGGCGACGUUCACGUGGUGGCCAUCGGAGAUCACGUGCCGCCGCGUCGAGCACAUUUUGGCGACGUGGUCAACGACGGAUCUUUGGUUGACUUUGCCGGUAACGAGCGCUGGUGGGUUGGACUCUAUGCAGGAGUUCCAGGGCGGGCGUUUCACAUAUGGAACACAGCAAGUGAAGAGCUAGUCUUCAUAGGCGGAAAUCUUAGUGAUCCGGAGGCAGUAAUGGGAUGGCACCUUCUCACGGAGGAGGCCCACAUGAUCGGCCGAGUCAGGGUCACGAGCUUUGACUCGGCCGUGGCCUGCACCGCCCUCCAAUUUAUUGUCUUUGACCUCUCAAACCAAGGCGUGAUUAUCGGGGAGGAAGAUCAGUUCCCUCGGGGACUAGUCAUUGGUGCGUUUGAUGCAUGUAAGGACUCGUUCCUCAUCGUUGACAGCCGUGGUUCAGCCAGUGUGCGUCGCGCGGAUGACCUAACACAGAGAUGCUCUUUUAACGUCCGAGGCGCAUCGCAUGGGGGCGUUUUGGGAUGCAUGAAUGGCGGGUUUGCUAUAACAGUAGCCGGGGGAGUGAUUAGGGUUUGGGGUAUUGAGGGAGGGGAUGUAGGGUUGUACUCGCGGAGUUUAAGGGAGAGAAAUUUGGACAUUCAUUCGUUGGUUGUAGAUGAAAGGCAUUUAACAGCCUGUUCUAGGGAUGGAACAAUUCAUUUGUGGGACUUUGGUGGGCUGUAGUAAAUGAAGCCUAGUUUUUUUGCUUAGCUAGGGUAGUGUAUGUAGUUAAGAUUAAAGAAUGUGAAGGUUAUUAUCUGUCAAUUAUGGGAUAAUUAAACUGAGGCUUAGCUUCGCUUUCAUGUGUACAGACUAUAGUGUGGCAACAAUUAAUAAUGUUGUCUUUUU
Messenger RNA from Cuscuta europaea, 1959 nucleotides. Lineage: Eukaryota; Viridiplantae; Streptophyta; Magnoliopsida; Solanales; Convolvulaceae. The record is from the annotation of a GenBank genome assembly.